Messenger RNA from Diplodia corticola, 1929 nucleotides. RefSeq names its product cutinase transcription factor 1 alpha. Gene Ontology annotation, molecular function: zinc ion binding; DNA binding. Gene Ontology annotation, biological process: DNA-templated transcription. The transcript has 7 exons. The record is from RefSeq and is a predicted model, not a curated record. Bases 1 to 1929 code for a protein of 642 amino acids. Lineage: Eukaryota; Fungi; Ascomycota; Dothideomycetes; Botryosphaeriales; Botryosphaeriaceae.
AUGUCGCUCACUCCACCCGAGGCCGACCUUGACCAGCAACAUCCGCGCCAGGUAGCCUCCACACCUCUCCGCACCUCUCCGCCCCGCUCCGCUCCGCUCAGACCGGCCAUGAUCGCGCGAAAUGGGGGCCAUGUGGAGUCCAAAACCCCGCGAUCCGCACGACCCGAUCCCGUCCAGCCAAAUCUCCGACGGACCGCCUGCGUCCCUUCCUCGUCUUCUUCUGUUGAUAUCAUCCGCUCGCUCGAGAACUUCAUAGAUAACCCCGACAGUCCCAUUGACGACGAACACGGCGUGGCAAUCGUUCACGCAACGAACAACAAGGCAUUUACAUCCAUACUCAAUGCCGCCGCCGACACCGACGAGAACUCCCGCCGCAAUGUCCACCUUUACGCCGGUCCUUCCACCAGCGCAUGCUCUGCCAUGGGCCGGUAUAGAGAGGCUAUCGGCCGCCUGGACUCGCCGACGCGGAGGUUUCUUGCAGAAAAGGGCGUCUUUGACUUGCCAGAUGCCCAUCUCGCCGACAACCUGGUCCAAAACUUCUUUGACUAUGCCGAUCCGCAUGUGCCUUUGAUCGACAAGACGGAUUUUCUAGAACGCUACGCAACUCGCAAUGUCCCUCCAUUGCUUCUCCAGAGCGUUCUGUUCGUCGGGAGUCAUUUCGCCUGCGAUGAGCAUGUCGCCGCCUCGCCCUGGGCUACUCGUACUGAGAUGACCGCGAGCUUUUUUGAGAAGGCCAAGCUACUGGCUGACUUCGAACUGGAGAGUGAUCAAAUCACACUGGUUCAGAGUUUUGUGUUAUUGGCCGAGCGGUGGUUUGGCUGGACCGAAGAAAGAAACACGAGGUAUUGGAUGAGUCGGGCCGUCAAUGUGGCGUACAUGAUGGGGCUGCACCGCAAGAUAGAAACACUCAAUAUAUCUCCACUGCAACAAAGACUUUGGACUCGUGUCGCUUGGGUGACCAUGGCCAAGGACUGUUUCGUUGCGGCAAUUUUUGGAACCCCCACCAUCAUCGACGACAGGUGGACGGACGAGUCCGAGGAGCCCGUGUGGGAUUCAAGCUGUUUUGACGAGUCUCGCGAGGGGCAAGCUGUCGAAUCAGAACCAUCACGCAGUCCCGAGACGAUUAAAUACAGCACCACGCUCGUAUGGCUUGGAGCAUUAGUGGGAAUGACGAUCAACAAGCUCCACGCUAUACCCAAUCCACCCACAGAGCCAAUGGCGUCAGCGGUUUUGGAUGAGUUGCAUGGGAAAAUGGACCAAUACGCCACCAAUUGCCCGGAUCUCAUUGACAUGGAACUUCAAGAUACAGCAACAACCCCCAAAGCCCAGCUCAUAUAUCAGCCAUUGCUCCGUGCAGCUCACUGCCUUUUGUGCCUGUUCUAUCACUGGGCCCGUUCUGAGAAACACAGUGAUGUUGCCAUUAAACUCGAGAGUCGGCGGAUGUCGCAGAACGCAGCCCACGAUUUUUGCGAGGUGAUGAGCUACCUGCGCGCGUAUUCACUUUUUCCUUACUGUCCUCUGUGGCUAGUUGCAGGCGUAUUCCACACGAUGGCAGUGCUGCUGAGCGACUGCCGGAACGCCCUACUGGAGUCGGACGAACCUCGCAAGACCAGCUCUUUCAGACUCCUCCGGCAGCUCAACGAAGACCUUGGCAUUCUUGAAGAGACCUGGAAGCCCGCGGGCUGGUUCCGAGAGCUCAUUCGUAUUUCGCUUUCCAGGCUCCAGGAAAGGAUACGGAAACGGAAGGAGGACCAAUCCCAACCGCCGGAGCUCGGGCUGCAGUCCCAAGGGGCCCCCGGGCCAUCUGCGCUGGACAGUGCGCUGUUCUGCGAGUCUCCGGGUUCCGGCCUAUUUGAAAGCGCCAGAGAACUCUUCCCCGACCUGGAGUAUGUAUUUAACUGGAAUUCGGCCGAUGCAUUCCUGCUAUAA